AUGACGUUCUCGGCGGUCGUCAAACCCAUACUCUCUCCGUCACUGUCGCUUUUCCGACUUCCUCAUCUUCCUCCUGCUCUCUCACUUCACUUUCGCAUUUUCCCCUUAUCCUCUCACUUUCCGUCUCCGCCUCCUCAAUCUUCUACUCCGGUGACGCCUCUCCUUUCCUCCCGCCGUAAUUAUAGCCGCCAUGCGUUUCUCAGUGACCAGCACCUCUCGUGCUCCAUGCCUGAGAAGCCUCUUCGUAUCGCCGUACUCCUCAGCGGCGGCGUCGAUAGCAGCGUCGCUCUCCGUCUCCUCCACGCCGCUGGCCAUUCCUGUACCGCUUUCUAUCUCAAAAUCUGGUUCCAGGAAGGCUUUGAGAAUUUCUGGAAUCAGUGCCCAUGGGAAGAUGAUCUGAAGUAUGCAAAGCAUGUUUGUGAGCAGGUUGAUGUACCCUUGGAGGUUGUGCAUUUGACAGAUGAAUAUUGGGAAAGAGUUGUGUCAUACAUUAUUGAGGAGUACCGUUGUGGGCGUACUCCAAAUCCGGAUGUACUAUGUAACACUAGAAUUAAGUUUGGUGCAUUCAUGGAUGCGAUUAGUGAUAUGGAGUAUGACUACGUAGCGUCAGGUCACUAUGCUAAAGUUGUGCAUCCUCCUGCUCACCAAAGUGAUUCAUCAUCUCUUUUGGAACUUUCACAAGACAUGUUGAAGGAUCAGACUUACUUCCUCUCACAUCUCUCUCAAACACAGCUUAAGCGACUACUGUUCCCACUUGGCUGCAUAAAGAAGGACGAAGUUCGAAAACUAGCCACAGAAUUCGAUUUGCCAAAUAAAGAUAGAAAGGAUUCACAAGGAAUAUGUUUCCUUGGAAAGAUAAAGUUCAGCGAUUUUGUGUGUAGACACAUAGGAGAGAUGGAAGGAAUUAUAUUGGAAGCUGAAUCUGGCGAUUUUCUCGGUAACCAUCGUGGCUUUUGGUUUUACACUAUUGGACAACGCCAAGGCUUGCGUUUACCAGGUGGACCCUGGUAUGUUGUUGAAAAGGACACUAAAAACAAUGUAGUGUUUGUCUCAAGAAACUACUACUCAAUAGACAAGAGAAGGCGGAUUUUCCGUGUUGGCUCUUUAAGAUGGCUUAGUGGGAAUCCUUCAGGGAAUGUUACCCAGCUCCGUUGCAAGGUCCGGCAUGGGCCUGGUUUCUACAGCUGCAGCUUUGAAAUGGAAGCAGGAGGAGGAGGAGAUGUUGCGGUUGUACACUUGGAAGAAGACGAUCAAGGUUUAGCUGCUGGACAGUUUGCAGCGUUCUACGAAGGAACCACUUGCAUCGGGUCGGGUGUGAUCCUGGAGUCAUGGGAUGAUCAGUGUUUCCCUGUCUGUGCAAAAGCACUUGAACUCGCUGCGAUGGAAGACAAGACAAAACUCGGGAAACCUGUCAAGAUCAUGACGUUGCCGGUUACGACAUCUGUUGAGGCUGAGAAAGGAGAGACCAGACAAGAAGAGAAGCUGGUGGUCAAUGCGUGA
Molecule: messenger RNA, 1500 nt
Organism: Microthlaspi erraticum
Lineage: Eukaryota; Viridiplantae; Streptophyta; Magnoliopsida; Brassicales; Brassicaceae
Source: the annotation of a GenBank genome assembly